Messenger RNA from Nyctereutes procyonoides (raccoon dog), 4865 nucleotides. RefSeq names its product plakophilin 1 (gene PKP1). Gene Ontology annotation, molecular function: cadherin binding. The record is from RefSeq and is a predicted model, not a curated record. Gene Ontology annotation, biological process: cell-cell junction assembly; cell-cell adhesion; intermediate filament bundle assembly. The transcript is spliced from 14 exons. Lineage: Eukaryota; Metazoa; Chordata; Mammalia; Carnivora; Canidae. Gene Ontology annotation, cellular component: nucleus; plasma membrane; cytoplasm. Bases 101 to 2284 code for a protein of 727 amino acids.
GGGCGGGCCCGCCAGUGGAGCGCAGCGCGGGGACCCGCGGCCAGGCAGGAGCGCACCGCUCGCUCUAUGGGCCUGGGGAGCCGCCGACGCAGCCGCAGCCAUGAACCCCUCGCCGCUCAAGACCGCCCUGGCCUACGAGUGCUUCCCCGACCAGGACAACUCCACGCUGGCCCUGCCGUCGGACCAGAAGAUGAAGACGGGCACGUCGGGCCGCCAGCGCGUGCAGGAGCAGGUGAUGAUGACCGUCAAGCGGCAGAAGUCCAAGUCCUCGCAGUCGUCCACCCUGAGCCACUCCAACCGAGGUUCCAUGUACGAUGGCCUGGCCGACAAUUACAACAACUAUGGGACCACCAGCCGGAGCAGCUACUACUCCAAGAUGCAGGCGGCGAAUGGCUCAUGGGGAUAUCCGAUCUACAACGGGACCCUCAAGCGGGAGAAUGACAACCGGCGCUUCAGCUCCUACAGCCAGAUGGAGAACUGGGGCCGGCACUACCCACGGGGCACCUGUACCACCACCGGCGCCGGCAGCGACAUCUGCUUCAUGCAGAAGAUCAAGGCGAGCCGCAGCGAGCCGGACCUCUACUGUGACCCUCGCGGCACCCUGCGCAAGGGCACGCUGGGCAACCGGGGCCAGAAGACCACCCAGAACCGCUACAGCUUCUACAGCACCUGCAGCGGCCAGAAGGCGGUCAAGAAGUGUCCCGUGCGCCCGCCCUCCUGCACCUCCAAGCCGGACCCCGUGUACGUCCCACCCAUCUCCUGCAACAAGGACCUGUCCUUUGGCCACUCGAGGGCCAGCUCCAAGAUCUGCAGUGAGGAUAUUGAGUGCAGUGGGCUGACCAUCCCCAAGGCUGUGCAGUACCUGAGCUCCCAGGACGAGAAGUACCAGGCCAUCGGGGCCUAUUACAUCCAGCACACCUGCUUCCAGGACGAAUCGGCCAAACAACAGGUGUAUCAGCUGGGAGGCAUCUGCAAGCUGGUGGACCUCCUCCGGAGCCCCAACCAGAACGUGCAGCAGGCGGCGGCUGGGGCCCUGCGCAACCUGGUGUUCCGGAGCGUCACGAACAAGCUGGAGACCCGGAGGCAGAGCGGGAUCCGAGAGGCUGUCAGCCUCCUGAGGAGAACCGGGAGCACUGAGAUCCAGAAACAACUGACCGGGCUGCUCUGGAACCUGUCGUCCACUGACGAGCUGAAGGAGGAGCUCAUCGCCGACGCCCUGCCCGUGCUGGCCGACCGGGUCAUCAUCCCCUUCUCCGGCUGGUGUGACGGCAACAGCAACGUGACCCGGGAAAUGGUGGACCCCGAAGUCUUCUUCAAUGCCACCGGCUGCUUGAGGAACCUGAGCUCGGCCGAUGCCGGCCGCCAGACCAUGCGGAACUACUCGGGGCUCAUUGACUCCCUCAUGGCCUACGUCCAGAACUGCGUGGCCGCCAGCCGCUGUGACGACAAGUCCGUGGAGAACUGCAUGUGCAUCCUGCACAACCUCUCCUACCGCCUGGACGCGGAGGUGCCCACGCGCUACCGCCAGCUGGAGUACAACGCGCGCAACGCCUACACGGAGAAGUCCUCCACCGGCUGCUUCAGCAACAAGAGCGAUAAGAUGAUGAACAACAACUACGACUGCCCCCUCCCGGAGGAAGAGGCCAACCCCAAGGGCAGCAGCUGGCUGUACCAUUCGGAUGCCAUCCGCACCUACCUGAACCUCAUGGGCAAGAGCAAGAAAGACGCCACCUUGGAGGCCUGCGCCGGUGCCCUGCAGAACCUGACGGCCAGCAAGGGGCUGAUGUCCAGUGGCAUGAGCCAGCUGAUCGGGCUCAAGGAGAAAGGCCUGCCCCAGAUCGCUCGCCUCCUGCAAUCGGGCAACUCUGAUGUGGUGCGGUCCGGAGCCUCGCUCCUGAGCAACAUGUCCCGCCACCCCGUGCUGCACAGAGCCAUGGGGAACCAGGUAUUCCCCGAGGUGACCAGGCUCCUCACCAGUCACACUGGGAACACCAGCAACUCGGAAGACAUCCUGUCCUCGGCCUGCUACACGGUGAGGAACCUGAUGGCCUCCCAGCCGCAGAUGGCCAAGCAGUACUUCACCAGCAGCAUGGUCAACAACGUCAUCAACCUGUGCCGCAGCAGUGCCUCACCCAAGGCUGCGGAAGCUGCCCGCCUCCUCCUGUCCGACAUGUGGUCCAGCAAGGAACUGCAGGGUGUCCUCAGACAGCAAGGCCUGGACAGGAACAUGCUGGGGGCCUUAGCUGGACCCAACAGCCUCAGGAACUUCACCUCCCGAUUCUAAGGGGCCGAGCAAGUACAGAUUGCAGAAAUGACACAACCCAGCUGAGAAGACCUCAGGCCUUGCUGGAGGGGUGGCUCUGUCCACCCCGUGCAGUGUUUGGAAAGGUUCAAAUGCAAUGGAAAGCAACCCUGAAAACUGUGGAUGAUGGAAAUAUUUUUAGAUUUUUUUUUCCUUGGGGGAACUGGCAAGCAAGGAGGGGGGGUUGGGAAGGGGGGGGACUUUUCUUGAGUUAAAGGGGCUUAUGUUUCAUGUCAAUACUUCUUCCGCUGAGAAAUGGUAUAUAUAUAUAUGUACGAUGUAAGUGUGCGCGCACGCGUGCACGCUUGGUGUGAGCGCCUGAGAGCAUGACCACAAACUGCAAAAAGCUAAGCUGUUCCUGCAGGUCCUGCGGUGGGAAAAAGGACUGUCCCAUGUUUCUACGCUACCUGUGCUUUUCGAUCGGUUCCCAAAUGUGUCAUGCCGGGGCCGGGGCGGGCGCCCAGGGCGGGGAAGUGUCACAGGGGAGCCGUCUCCAGGGUGGGGGAGGCCCACCUACCCCCGCGAGAGGCAGCUUUGCAGGAAGGGAGGCUGGCAAGACGCAGCUGUCUGAUGAGACUGCGCCUCCUGCAUCGCCACGGGGCUUGGGGCUGGACGGGGUUGGGCUCCAGGGGACGGGCAAGGGCAGUCACGCUUGCUUUGCUGUCUGACGCCUGUUCCGGGGGAGCAGGAGGCAGCGGACGGGGCUGGCCGUUCUCCGGGGUGGGUACCAGUCAGAGGAGCCUCAGUCUAGAAAGCAUCUGCCAUCAGGGGCCUGGCACCUAUUUGUUUCAGGAGAAAGAAGGUGACACGGUGCUCAGAGCCAAAGAGCUGUUGGGGGAGUGGCUGUUUGGCCUUCCUAUUCCCAGGAGAGAGGGGACAGGCUGGGGCUGGACAGACAGACACCUGCCCCAGGCUCCGGUGGGACAGUGGCCGCUGGGAAAUGAGGCAGGAGGGUCUGCGGAGCGGGAGGGGGCGUGCCCUGGGUCCCUGGAGCUGCCACUUCUGGGCACCUACAAGCCCCAGCCCCAGCCAGAGCCCGUCCCCACCUUCCCCGGACCCCCAGCCAUCCUGUCUCCACCGUGUCUUUGGGGAAAACCACGGGGGAUGUGAUAUAAGAGGCUUGUCAGGGGCGCCGGCCACACCCGGGCGCCCAGCCGGCUGCGCACUGCAGAGGGGAAGCAGCAGCGGGGGCUCCUGGGGUCGGGGCCUCCGGGGAGCGCUCACUGUCAACAGCCUCAGUCCACGCUGAGCCAGAGCCGAGCAGGUUCCCAAGGCUCCCUGCUGUCCGCCUCCACCGCCCGCCCUCGCCCUGGUGGCCUCAGCCCGGAGUGGCCCACGGCCUCUCUGCCUCUCCCCUCAGGCCCCGUGCCCCCCCCGGCCCAUGCUACCCCCCUAAUCCGGCCCCACCUCUCACCCCAGCAGUCAGGCCCGGAAGGCCCCCCUCUGGACUGAGGACGUGCCUGUUAAGACAUGCGACAGACCGGGGCCAGACGUGGGAUGACAGGCCACCUGCCCCGUGUCCCGGGCUGCUGUGGGCCCUGCCUGCUGGUGAUGGAAGGCCUAUUCCUGGCUCCCGCCCUGGCCGCGGGUUCCAGGAGGGUCCUCUGCCCGCCACCAGGGCUCAGAGGAAUUCACUCCUUAGAAUAAAUUAUGGAGCACCCAGAGGUGCCAGGCAGCGUCCUCAGCACUCAGCAUCCGUCAGUGAACAAAACAGCCCCCGGCCCUGUCCUCACGCAGCUUCCGUUCUCCGGGAGGAAGCAGGAGAUGCGGGCUGUUGGGCUUUGGGGACCCCCAGUCCCGUCAGGGCGGAGGGAAACAGCCCAGUACAGGGAGUGUGGGGGCCCCCGGCAGGGGGUGGGGGCGGGCGGGGAGCCGUGGGCCGAGGGCGACAGUCAGGCCAGGCCUGAUGUUGUAGCCUCUCUUGUGCUUUCUCGGGCCUGUCCCCCGGGCCUCUGACCCACGGCUGUCACCUUGGAAGAGGCACAACGGAGAGGGUCCUGAGGGUGCAUUUCCUAAAGACGGGAGGACGGGGCUUGCCCAGGACGGCUCAGUAGCCUCAGCACGCAGCGGCCUCACGCGACUCGGUUGACACCCCAAACAAGACAUUGCAAUUUGGGGCCAGCGAGGCAGGACGGAGACCACCCAGUCUCUGCCUGGCCCUGCCCUGCCCCCAGGAUCUCUUGUGCUUGAGACGAGCCGCUCACUGGCCACCGGCAGCCUGUCCAGUGGGGGCCAGACCCCGCCGCCCCCGCGCCUCCCCUAGUGACGCAGUGAAGGACUCUCUCCGGACACGCGGAGACGGUGCUGUUGCCUCCUGCCCGCCCCAGAGCCCGGUGGAAGGCUGGGGUGGCUGGGAGGGGGACGGCUGGGGUGAUGGAUGGGCGAGGGAAGCCCGGGGGAUGAUGCUGGAGGACCCGGGACCCCCCGGAGCACACCCCUCCCUCUGCGCCCUGCUUGUGUAAGAACGUCGUGCUGGCCCGGCCCGGGGCCCCUGUGUGAUGCACUAUGUAUUUGCUUUUUUUGGAAAUAUAGGAAAUCAAUAAAUUGCUGGCAUUUCUUUGAA